AGUGUCGCUUUCGGCUAGGACGCGAGAGGGCGCCGCUCGCGCUCCGCUAAGCCACGUGACUCGUUGUUUGAAUCGUAAAACAAACAAACAAUGCUAUCUCGAUACAAUACAGCUAAACUAUGAGAUCAAAAUCGCUCGGAGAUGAAUAUUACAACGAGACCGCCGUACAGUCACGGAAAACUUUUCAUGUUAUUCAGUUUCGUGGUUGCUGUGUUCCUAACGGGAGUAUUUCUCCGGAAAAGAAGCAAACAAUCGCAGCUCACGAAUCCGCACGAAAUUCAGGAGCCCGAGGACAUCGAAUACGAGUCUAUGAUAAAUGCGAACGCAACGGAGCCGACUAAAACACGAAGAAAAGAAUACCUGUACCGCCUUUUGACAAAUACGACCCGUUCGCUCAUACAAAUGGAAAUAAAAGCCAGGAGACUGGAGGAAAAUAUACGGAGGAUCGAGGAGAAGACUGCGGAUUUAUUGUGGAAGAACAAGGACAAAGCGUUGUGGCACAUCCUAUUCAAGAACAUAAGCAGGCACAUUUCAAUACGGCACGAGUUUCAUCAGCACGCGAGCCUGAAGCGUAUUAUGAAAGACGCGCACUCACAUAAACGCAAAACAAGAAGAAAAUAUUUAUCACACCAAUAAACAUUUAUCUAAAAUAGUUUAUACGAUAAACAGUUUUGUGUAUAAUAAUACGUUUAAGAAGAACAUUAUUUUUUUAAACUGACAAUAAAAGUAUUUUAUGUAGCAUCUUCUUAAAGUGUAACGAAUGCAGUCGAUUUUAGUCCGCGGAGCACGUAAAGGACCAGGGUAUGCGUCACCAUUAGACGCAUUUAAUAAUGGACCGAGGGAAGAACUUCUUUACGUGGUCUGCGUUCGGCCAAACAAAAACAAACAGGACUAUCUUGCAACAGUGGACGUUGAUUCUAAAUCCGCAACAUACGGCCAGGUCAUUCACCGCACCUACACGGGAGUAACAGGAGACGAACUGCAUCACAGCGGCUGGAAUGUGUGUUCGAGUUGCCAUGACAACGCGGCACUGAAGCGAGACCUUCUCAUAAUGCCGGGAUUGCAUUCCUGCAAUGUCUACGCCGUUGACGUCGGGACCGAUCCUAGGAAGCCUCGAUUGCAUAAGGUAAUCGACGGCUCAAAGAUGAGGUCAUUCAACUGCAGUUUCCCGCACACGACGCACUGCCUGGCAACCGGCGAAAUUAUGAUCUCAACGAUGGGAGAUGAAAACGAAAACGGAAAGGGGGAUUUUGUGCUCAUCGACUCGAAGACUUUGGAAGUGACAGGAACGUGGACUAAGGGGAAAAAUCAUGCUAAAUUUGGCUACGAUUUUUGGUAUCAACCAUACCAUGAUGUUAUGAUUUCCUCAGAAUGGGGUACCCCGAAAUAUUUUAAAAGCGGAUUUCACGCAGAAGAUAUAUCCGACCCCGAGCGAUAUGGUACAAAGUUAAAUGUUUAUAAAUGGUCAACGCGCGAACUACAACAAGUUAUAGAUCUGGGCAGCGAGGGUUGUGCUCCGUUGGAAAUCAGAUUUCUUCAUGAUCCGAAAUCCGCCCAAGGAUUUGUCGGGUGUGCAGUCCAGGCCAAUGUUUACAGAUUCUACAAAACUGCCGAAGGAACUUGGAAAGCAGAUAAAGUCAUCGACAUACCGGCUAAAAAAGUUUUCAAAGAUGGAGUCGAGUCGGAACUUAACGGUUUAAUAUCUGACAUUCUUUUAUCAUUGGACGACAAGUAUUUAUAUUUCUCGUGCUGGCUACACGGUGAUGUUUAUCAGUAUGACAUAUCGAAUCCGGAGCACCCAAAGUUAAUAAGUCGUGUGCAUCUCGGAGGAAAAGUUGCUUCGGAAGGUUUGAAAAUCCUGGACAAGGAAGAGUUGAAGAAUUCUGAAAAACCGAUAACAGUCAAAGGCAAGAUCCUCCAAGGUGGACCACAAAUGUUGCAACUAUCAUUGGAUGGAAAACGCUUGUAUGUCUCGUCGUCGCUAUACUCACCUUGGGAUAAACAAGUUUACCCUAAAAUGGCUGAAGAGGGUGGGUGGUUAGUAAAGUUAGACGUGGAUACUGUGAAUGGAGGCAUGAAGUUGGAUCCGGAUUUCCUCGUAGACUUCGGGGCCGAACCGGACGGGCCGGCGUUGCCGCACGAAAUGAGAUACCCCGGCGGAGACUGCACUUCAGACAUUUGGUUGACAGAUGACUAAAAUAUCAUUCGUUGGCUGGCUAAUAAUAGAAUUUAUACUACAUAUUAUCAAAACGAAAUCUGCUAUAUACGAUAACGUCGUGUGCCCAUAUUUUUGGACGUUUAUUAAUGUAUGUAAAAUAACUUUAGCUUUUAUCUAAUAAUGAAAAUGUAAUCGAUUUAUAAAUCAAUUUGCAUUAUAUAUUUUUGAUAUUUUGCAGAGCGUUAUAUUUAAAAAUAAAUGUGAAAUACAUAUUUAGCUUAAAGGAAAAUUAUCAUAGUUGAGUAAAAUCUAUUAACUGUAUCACAAUAAAGAAACAUUCUGGUAAACUUAUGUAUUACAUGUAUACUAAAAAUCGAUCAAUAAAUUAUUGUCAUGUA
Messenger RNA from Bombyx mori (domestic silkworm), 2556 nucleotides. Its product is annotated as methanethiol oxidase. The record is from RefSeq and is a predicted model, not a curated record. Lineage: Eukaryota; Metazoa; Arthropoda; Insecta; Lepidoptera; Bombycidae. Gene Ontology annotation, molecular function: selenium binding. The coding region runs from base 761 to 2197 and encodes 478 amino acids. The transcript has 11 exons.